UAAGAAAUUAAGAAAAAUGUAAAAUGUCUGGGUUAGGGUACAGUUACUAAAAUGAAUGGAAGUCAAUACAAAAUCCUAAGUAUGAUGGAAAGGCAAACUUUUGCGUGCGUGCGUGCGUGUGCGUGUGUGUGUGUGUGUGUGUGUGUGUGUGUGUGUGUGUGUGCGUGUGUGUGCGUGCGUGUGUGGGCUCUGGAUCCUCUGACUCUGGACUGAACUCCUGGUUUUCCGGCUGUAGUUCUUGGCUCUGGAUCGAGUGUUUUGCUGAGUUUGUGGUUAUUUUUUCUCCUUACGGAGAACUUAUGAAUCCAGGGAAAGAACUCUGAUUGGCUCAAGCUUUCAUGACCUUUAACCUCAGACAGACUGGAGCUGAUGCUACAUUUUAGUGUUUGAGCAGCUGGACUCUGAUGGUUCUAGUUCUGGUUUGAACUGUGAGCAGAACCUGAAGCAUGGGGAACGCCGAACAACUUCCUCUUUCACCUAACAACUUCCUGUCUGUUAGGGUCCGACCAGUAAGGCACAAGGACAAAGGCAUAUAUAAAAAAUAUUUUCUAUUUAUUUUUCCGAAAAAUCUUAACAAAAGGCUUUCAACAACAAAUCUAAAAAAUAUAGCAAAAUGGGCCCAAAAUAAAUCACCAACUAAGGCAGACCCAACUCAGGAUAACGAACCAAAACCUGACCUCACAAUGAACACAGGCUAAUUUAUACAUAAAGGCUAGUCUACACAAAUGAGGAGAAGUAGGAUAUAAAGACAAACAAUGCAUAAACAUAAAUAACUAAUUCAAACCAAAACAUUUUGACUAGAACACAACUGUAAAAACAAAACAACCUAACACCAAAAAUGUUUUAGCAGUUAUGCCCUUAGUAGAGAGAGAGGCAGAUUCUUUAACAUCAAGUCCUGCUUCCAGCAGCCUGGUGGUUUGUUCCACUUCCUGGUUUGCCUUUCAACCAGUCCUUCAAACUCAACCAGUCCUUCAAACUCAACCAGUCCUUCAAACUCAACCAGUCCUUCAAACUCAGCAAAACUAAGUAGUUAAUAAUUCAAAUAAACAAAAGGUGUUUACUAAAUGUGUGCACUCAUAAUAGUAAACAACCUAAUGCAAUAAACACCACAAAAAGAGUGAAAUUAUAAAUAUAUUGUGUGAAAACAUUUAAAUAAAUACUAACACUGGGGAAAAGAUGGAGGAACCUCCAGACUGUCCAUACAAAAUGUUUUAAUGUGAAAUUUUCAACCAACUAAAAUCAAUAUUUAGUGGCUUUUAAAGUCAAAUGUCAAAUACAGUUUGGAGGUUUUUCAGCCUUAAAUUACUAUGAAAAACCAUCAGGACAGAAACUUUGAACCAGCAUGAAGCUGAUGAAGGUCUGGAACAUCUGCUCUGCUUCAAAUCAUGAAAACGAGAAACAAUGGAGGUUUGAAGGUUUCAGUUUUUCUCUCAUAUUUUGUUUUGAAUGAAUUAAGUCAUCAGUCAUUAUCAGUCUUUGUGGUUCUGGUUCUGCUGGCGGAUCAGAGGAAGUUCCUCCUGUUGGAUGGAUGCUGGUCUGAGCUGAACGUUGGACCGGCGUCUCCAUGGUGACAUCAUCAAACCUACAGAAGGACGACAGGACGUCCAUCCUGACGCUCCGGAUCAUUCCUGAUCAGAGUAUCAGCUCCAGCUGUUCCUCUGGGACCGAUCCAGCACCACGAUCCAGACCCGGCUCCUGGUCUGGGACCAGAACCGGUUCAUACUCAGCUGGAUCUGAUCGAUCCGGGUUUCUCAUGGUUCCUCCUGUUCAUGUCUUUCAUUUCUGCUCUUCACUCCAAGAUUUCUCCCAGCAGCUGAAGGAAAAUCUGUUAGGGAACCUAGAACCUCUGAGGCCAUCUGGAGUCCGAUGGUUCAGAGUCCAGAAACAUUUCUGAUGGUUCUGGUUUCUUAUAUCUACAUUCCUGAAGGCAGCACCUUUAAGAGAAACUAGCAGCAAUAAUUUGGAUGAUUUCAUCUGGCAGAAGAGAUUAAAUGGCGCUUCACCAAGUUAUGCAGUUAUAAAUGUUGCCGUUUCAAAGCUAAAUAUUUCACAUUCUGGUCUGGCUCAGUUCUGGCUCUGCUUUGGUUCUGUUCUGGGUCAGACUGGUGGAGGUCAAAGGUCAGCGGAGGCUCUGACGUUGGACCAGCUGUAAAUGAAAUGAACGGAUGUCUAGUGCGCCCCCUUCUGGUUGUGUCAGAGGUUCUGGCUCGGUUUACUGCAGAUGACGAACUGCUCACAGCAGAACCGAAUUGGAGGGUAAACCUGGAACCGGAACCGAACCGUCAGCGGUUCUGGUUGCUGAUGUUUGAUAGAAAUGGUUCUGUUGACAGCUCGGCGCCACGUGAUCACCUGUCACCUUUCCUUUUAAUUUGUUGUCAUGGAAACCAAAGAGGGAGAGAGAAGGAGAGGGAGAGCGUCCCCGCCCCCUCCCUCCGCGCCGCCGCCGCCGCACCGGGCAGAACCGAGCCGCGCGGAUCCACCGCCUGAUCCGUCCUGAACGGCAGCCCGCGGGUCCGGACCGCCCGAACCGGGCCGUGUGUGUGUGUGUGUGUGUGUUUGUUCUGCUGUGGACCGGGGGAGCCGCUCUCCCCGCGCACCGACGUCUCUUUAAUGACCGGAUUCGUUUUCUGCUGCGCGAUGUACAUGGACCGAAGCAGCGUGAGCAGAGGCCCCGCCUCCUCCACCAGCCCCACCCUGCUGGCUAAGAGCCUCUCUCUGGAGCCGUCCUGCUCUCCAUGUGGCCACCAGGGGGCGCUGGACGCUGACGCUCCCCUGCAGCCCGACUCGGACCCGGGGUCAGAGGAAGGCGCAGAGCCAGCGGAGAGCGGCGGGUCCGUGAAUGACACGGGGCCACCAGAGCUGCCAGUAACUACAGUAACGGCGCCAAACCGGACCCGCCCGCCGCUGCCGGGGCCUAAACCUCAGGUUCCCCCGAAACCCCCCCACCUGCAGCAGCAAGCUGGAGCGAUGAGGCCACGCCCCCGAGUCCUGGAGAAGUCCCUCCCACCGCCGCCCCCCUGCAGGCCCCUCCCUGCUGACCCCCGGGGGGGCUGGACCCCCCCCAGCCAGGCCGACGGCACCGCCUCCCCCACCUGCGUCCUGUCGCUCAUCGAGAAGUUUGAGCGCGAGCAGAUCAUCGUGGUGCCGGACAUCACCGGGGGGGCGCUGUGCCCCCGCCCACUGGACCCUCCUUCCCCCCGAUCUUCAUCACCUCCAUCCUCUGCCUCGCCUGUCCCCCCUCAACCCGGGGGGGCGGAGCCACCCAGUGACCUCACAGAGCAGGAUGACAUCACACAAGGGGCUGAGCUAUGUGAUGAAGAUGAUGAUGAGGAGGAGGAUGAAGAGCUAGCGGCGGCCUGUCGGGACGACGUCCAUCACAAACGUCUGUCCAUGGAGUCGGGUUACAGCGCCUCAGACAAACCGCUGGAGGAGGAGGUGGUUACCGUGGAAACGGAGGAGCAGCAGCCCCCGCAGCCUCCAGACCAAUCAGAGCUGCCCUCCGAGCGUCUGUCCCUCCCCUCCUCGCAGACGGACGGGAAGUUGGCCAAUCGGGACAGCGGCAUUGACAGCAUCAGCUCGCCGUCACACAGCGAGGAGCUCUGCUUCGCCGGCGUGGACGACGGGGGCGUGGCCUAUCCCUGCAGCCCCGCCCUGCUGCCCCGCCUCUCCAGCUCCUCGUCCACCGCCGGGGAGGUGGGAGAGGGGGAGGAGCCCCAGGGGGGGGCGAGGAGGAGGGAUUUCUCUGAGGAAGGGGACAGCGACCUGGAGGAGGAGGCGGAGCUAACACUGGUUUUGGCCCCACCCAAACCGGACCGGCAGGAAUCCGUGGAGCUGUCCGUCCAUCAGCGGGUUUUCAACAUUGCCAACGAGCUUCUCCUCACCGAGACCGCCUACGUGUCCAAGCUCCACCUUUUGGACCAGGUGUUCUGCGCCCGCCUGCUGGAGGAGGCGCGCUGGCGCUCCUCGUUCCCCUGCGAUGUGGUUCAGGGAAUCUUUUCCAACAUUUGCUCCAUCUACUGCUUCCACCAGCAGUUCCUGCUGCCGGCGCUGCAGAAACGCAUGGAGGAGUGGGACUCCAACUCGCGGAUCGGCGACAUCCUGCAGAAGCUGGCUCCCUUCCUUAAGAUGUACGGAGAGUAUGUGAAGAAUUUUGACCGAGCCAUGGAGCUGGUGAACAUCUGGAUGGAGAGGUCCGCUCCGUUCAAGGCCAUCGUCCAGGAGAUCCAGAGGGAGGAGCGCUGCGGGAACCUGACGCUGCAGCACCACAUGCUGGAGCCGGUGCAGAGGAUACCCCGCUACGAGCUGCUGCUCAAGGAUUACCUGAACCGCCUCCCAGAGGACGCCCCGGACCACCGGGACGCCCAGAAGUCUCUGGAGCUGAUCGCCACGGCCGCAGAACACUCCAAUGCCGCCAUUAGGAAGAUGGAGCGAAUGAGGAAGCUGCUGAAAGUUUAUGAGCUUCUGGGCGGAGAGGAAGACAUCGUCAACCCGACCAAUGAACUCAUCAAGGAGGGACACAUCCUCAAGCUGUCCAAUAAGAAUGGAACCACGCAGGACCGAUACCUGAUCCUGUUCAACGACCGGCUGCUGUACUGCGUCCCCAAGCUGCGCCUGAUUGGUCAGAAGUACAGCGUCCGCGCUCGCAUCGACGUGGACGGCAUGGAGCUUAAGGAGACCAGCAGCGUCGCUGUUCCCAGCAGAACCUUCCUGGUGUCUGGAAAACAGAGAUCUCUGGAGCUGCAGGCCAGAACGGAGGAAGAGAAGAAGGACUGGAUCCAGGCCAUCCAGGCCACCAUCCAGCGCCAUGAACAGACCAUGGAGAGCUUCAGACACCUCACCUGUUCUCUGCGAGACGACGAGUCCACGCCGCCCCACUCCCCGAGUUGCGUGGAGUUGGGAAAACGAGCGCCGACUCCGAUCCGGGAGAAGGAAGUGACUCUGUGCAUGAAGUGCCAGGAGCCGUUCAACUCCAUCACCAAGAGACGCCACCACUGCAAAGCCUGCGGACACGUGGUUUGUGGCAAAUGCUCGGAGUUUCGCGCUCGCUUGUCGUACGACAACAACCGGACCAACCGCGUCUGCGUGGAUUGCUACGUGACGCUGGUGGGGGCGUCGCCAACGCCGGGGGCGAUGAGCAGCAGCAGCCAGAGGAGGCGCUCCAUCCUGGAGAAACAGGCCUCGCUGGCCGCAGAGAACAGUGUGAUUUGUAGUUUUCUACACCACAUGGAGAAGGGCGGGGGGCGGGGCUGGCAGAAGGCGUGGUUCGUCAUCCCGGAGAACGAGCCGCUGGUGCUCUACGUCUACGGCGCUCCGCAGGAUGUGAAGGCGCAGCGCAGCGUCCCUCUGAUUGGCUUCGAGGUCUCGCCGCCCGAGUCAUUUGACCGCUUGGAGCGACGCCACGCCUUCAAGAUCUCUCAGAGUCACCUGACUCUCUACUUCAGCGCCGAGGGGGAGGAGCUACAGCGCAGGUGGAUGGAUGUCCUGUCCAGGGCCGGCAGGGGGGAGGAGCCUCUCAUCCAUCUGCCAAUCGUGGAGAGCGUGGAGGAAGAAGGGGAGGAGCUUGAUGGCGAGGCGGAAGGAGAGAACACCUGAUUUCACUGGAGUGAAGACGAAGAUGAGGCUGAAUCUGGAAAACUUGUCCUGGUCGGACCGAAGAAAAAACAGAGCCAGAACCAAACCCAAGUUAAUCCAGAACCAAACCAGAGUUAAUCCAGAACUAAGUUCCCAAACAUAGAAAUAUUCUAUAAUUUACCCAAAACCAAACCACAACUCACCUACCACAAACCCAGAAACAAAACAGGAGAAAUCUCUGGAAAAUUCACAUUUCAUCCAAAAUAAAUCCAUAAAUAAUCUGGAAGUAAUAAACACAUAAUUUUUACAGAAACAAAAAGUGAAAAUCAGAACCAGAACAAAUCUAGAACCUUUCAGAACAACCUGAACACAAACCAACCACAGCCAAUCCAGAAACAUGAAUCUGAUGCUAGAAAAUAAGUUCAAAAUCAUUAGAACCGCAGGAACCAGAACUGAUCCGGACCGGUUCUGGUUCUGAUCCGAACCACAUCUUGUUCUGGUUCUGGGCAGCAUAGUCCAGAAAAGCAACACAUCAGGAUCAGAAUUAUUCACAGAUGAGCCAGUGAAGUUCUGCUGUUCUCCGGACCCGACCCGGAGAACCGGAACCAUGAAGCACACAGAACAGUUCGCUCCGCAGUCUCCAGAUCCGACCCGGAUCUUCCUCUCCAGAGGAAGCUUCUCCUCUUCCUCCAUGUUCUGUAUGACUUUCUGCUGAAGGUCCGGAUCCAGCCUGGAUCGGAUCGGAUCCUGGGAGAACUGGGUCACAGAAGGUCAGGCCGGUGAGACUGGUCCGGUCUCAUCCCAGAAAGUUUUCACACCUUCACAGAACUUCCUGCAGAACCAACCCAAACAGCACAAACCGGGCCCAGAGUUCUGCUCAGUAGGUUCUGUCUCACAUUCCUGAGGAUCCAAAGAUCUGAAGGUCUGGUCCAACAUCCCGCCCAGGUUCUUCACAAACAGCAGGGAACCAGAACCCGACCAGAACCACAGAUCCCUCCAGUUCACAGGCUAGAACCCAUCCAUCCCGCUGGACCGGCAGGAGGUUCUGCAGAACCGGAACCGUGGAGGUGAACUACAUUACCCAGCAUCCUCUCCCCCUGCUGGUGAGGUUGGGUACAGCAGGGUUUCCGUUCUCUGUGUGAAUAUAUUUCUAUUUGUUUACAGCAGAUCUCUGAUUUACUUCUUUUUCUUCCGUCUGAAACGAUUCCAAAAAACCACAAAUGAAACGUGGAACUGUUUAAUAUUUAAUGUUGGAGAUGAAAGCUAAUUUAAAAACUGAGUUUUAUGAGUUGGAGAAAAUCUUUAGAAAUGAUGGAAAUUUCAACUUUUAAUGUGAUUUUAUAAAAACCUUGUUUCAUUUUGCUUUUUAAUGAUCAGAGUGAUGAUGUAAGACAUGAUGUCAUCUCCAGUCUGUUGGAGCAGCUGAUUGGCAAGAGCACUGACCAAUCAGAGCAGAGAUUGGUUAUCCGUUGGUAGGUUUCAGUCUUUGGUCGUUUCCUGACAGAAGAAGAAACUGAUGGAGGAACGAUGAUGAUGAUGACGAGGAUGAUGAUGAUGAUGACGAGUAUGAUGAUGAUGACGAGGAUGAUGAUAAUGACGAGGAUGAUGAUGAUGAUGAUGAUGACGACGGGUUUGGGAUGUCUAAUCUCUGGAAGUUCUCCACAGACUGAAUGGAGUCUCUGACUGGUUGAAGAUGCUUCCAGCAUUUAGAUGGAGCCGACUCUGUUUGGACUGGCUCUCUCUCUCUCUCUUUCUCUCUCUCUCGCUCUCUCUCUCUGUCUCUCUUUUUUUUCACUUGUUUUCCAGAAAGUGUUUUAAAAUUUUAAAUCUUCUAAAUAUUCUUGUUGUUCUCAAGCUUUGAACCACAGAUGCUCUCUGGGUUCCCAUUGGGUUCCCAGUUUGUUUCCAUUGGGUUCCCAGUUGGUACCCAUAGGGUUCCCAUUGGGUUCGAAGUUGGUUCCAGUUGGUUCCCAGUUGGUACCCAUAGGGUUCCCAUUGGGUUCGAAGUUGGUUCCCAGUUGGUACCCAUAGGGUUCCCAUUGGGUUCGAAGUUAGUUCCCAAUUGGUUCCCAGUUGGUACCCAUAGGGUUCCCAUUGGGUUCGAAGUUGGUUCCCAGUUGGUUCCCAGUGGAUUCUUGCUUUGGGUUCUCUGUGUCCGUAAGUCUGGCUGUGUUCAUUCUGCUUAAUGGAGAAACUUUUGUAAAUAUAAUUUAUUAUUUUGACCUAAUGCUCAUGUGACUAUGUAAAGGUUAAAGGUCCUCCAAUCGGAGUCACACAGGAAGUUCAGACUGGUAAAGCUUAAACAGAGAUCUGACGUGUUAGUGACGCUGGGUGCUGCAGUGGAAGCUGAGGGAACCUGUUAGAUCAGGUGGAUGACCUGAGGGACCUGGAGCACCAGGUGCUCCCGGUACGUCGGGCUCCAGUUUACAUUCUGAAAGUGGAAGCAACAGAAAAAAACACAUUUGAAACAUCCAGUUCAUGAUUUGCCUUAGCUUCCAUAUCCUAAAUGUCUGAAGCCUGAAUCCUUUCUGUUUACACAGCCACACCUGUACCUGCUCUUCUCUGGUUUCUAAAGGCCGGUUCCUGGAACCAUCAAAGUUGAGUAGAUUUUUACGUCCUCCGACUCUUCAGAGGCCAUUAGAACCCCUGACAUGUUGUUUGAGGCUUCAGUCUGUAGAGAUAAACAUGGCCGCUGCUAUGAUGAGCAAGAAGAAUCCCCAAAGCAAGUUCCCCAUGUUCUUGUGGUUGUCACAGCGCCACCUGCUGACUUAACAUUCCUGGUUUUUGAUGUUAGCAGAUUCCCUCUUCUUCCAGUGACUGUGCUAAGCUAUGCUAACACAUCAGAACAGGACAGGUUCUUGCUUUAGGUUCUGGAUUUCUGACUCUCUGAUUGGUUGUUUGGCAGCCGCCAUUUGUUGUUAGCGUGUGUUUAGCAUGUGGAGCGGUGAGGAUGGAAGGAAAUGGCCACCAGGUCUUUCGGCGCCUGUUAGCAUAUUUGUUUCAGUUGAUCUGCUUUGUUCCGUUUCUGUCAGUGUGACUGAAGACUUCCUGUUAGCAGAGUUCUACCUGGUUCUCAAUGGAUCCCACUGGUUUGGGAUAAAUUUGAUCAGUUCUAAAUCAGUCUCAUUAGUUUGACUGAUGUCCACCGGUUCUCACUGGUUUUGACCAAUUUGAACUGGUUCUAAUUGGUUUGACUGGUGCUAGCAUUUUUAAGUAGUUCUCAUAAAUCUUCACUUGUUUUCUCCAGUUUUAACUGCUUGUAGCUGGUUCUUACAGGAUUUUCUUUACUGUUCUCAACUAGUUCUUACAGGUUUGGAUCAAUUCCAACCAGUUGUAACUGGUUCUGACUGGUUCUCAAAGAUUUUCACUAUUUCUUGCCAUUUUUAAUCGCUUCCAACUGGUUUUUUGUACUGUUUCUAACUAGUUCUUGCAGGUUGUGACCGAUUCAAACUGGUAGUAGCUGGUUCCAACUGGUUCUUGCAGGUUUUCACCAGUUCCUGUCAGUUUUAGUCGUCUAGCAGUAAAAAUUCUAGCUGGUUCUUACCAGUUUUGACCAGUUCAUACCAGUUGUAACUGGUUCUAGCUGGUUGUAACUGGUUCUUAUAGGUUUUCGCUCAUUCUUUGGCUUUGAUUGCUGUAGGUUUUGAUGAUUUCUGCUUACUGGUAGCUACUGGUUUGACUGGCCCAGAUUGUUUUUGACACAUUGUUCUAGUCUAAUCAAUGUUUAAUUAAAAAUCCUGACAAAUUUGGACAACUAGCCAAGUAUCCCUAGCUAGGCCUUGGUUAACCUGUUAGAACUGGUCAGAACUGGUAUAGGAUAGUUUCUCUUAGUUAUAUUUGACUAACUGGUUACAGCCAGUCUUAACUGGUUAUGGACGUUUAGAACAUGGUCAUGGUGAGGGUAAAAGCAGUUACAACCAGGUAUGUCCUGUUAAAACCAGUUCUAACUGGUUACAUCAAGGUAUUUCCAGUUGGUUUCAGUCGAAGCUCGGUUCACUUUAUUUUCAGUCAAUAAUCCCCCCCACCCAUCUGUUCUGUUCAUUUCCUGACAAGUUGCCGUGGUAACGACCAGGGGGGUUUUGCAUGUCCAUGUUACCAUGGCAAUCACACCUGCCUGGAUCCCUGUUACCAUGACAACAACAGCAGCUAUAUUUGCUGCCUUUAUUUUAUACCAAGCUUAUGUUGUCUUGCUGAAUUUUAAAUGUCUUGUUAUUGUCACAUUGAUUGAUUGAUUGAUUGAUUGAUUGAUUGAUUGAUUGAUUGAUUGAUUGAUUGAUUGAUUGAUUGAUUGAUGGUUUUUGGUUAGUGGCCGGCCACUGCCUUCCAUGCUGUCGCUGCCUAUUUCCCAUCAUGCACCUCUGUAAAAUAAAGUAAAUGAGGUUGUAAUGAAAAAAUAAAAGUGAUGAAAUGGCUUAA
Xiphophorus hellerii (green swordtail) is the source of this 9987-nucleotide messenger RNA. It is a transcript of the gene fgd1, whose product is annotated as FYVE, RhoGEF and PH domain containing 1. The transcript has 18 exons. Gene Ontology annotation, biological process: filopodium assembly; cytoskeleton organization. Lineage: Eukaryota; Metazoa; Chordata; Actinopteri; Cyprinodontiformes; Poeciliidae. Bases 2611 to 5592 code for a protein of 993 amino acids. The record is from RefSeq and is a predicted model, not a curated record. Gene Ontology annotation, cellular component: cytoplasm. Gene Ontology annotation, molecular function: guanyl-nucleotide exchange factor activity; metal ion binding.